AUGGGAGGUGUGCCUUCAACGCCUAGAAACACCGGUAGUGAUGAAAUUUCGGUGGCGGAGUAUCUCAUUGCCACUUUUGUCGGGGAGAAAUCGUUUCCGUUGGCCUCUGAUUUCUGGAACAAGCUACUUGAGCUUCCGUUGAGCUCUCGGUGGCCGAGUGAACGUGUUCACCAAGCCUGUGAACUUUUCGCACAAAGCAAUGGCUACACUAGGCACCUUGCUAAACUAUUGAUUCAUCUAUCGUGGUGUUUGCAAGAGCUUCUCCAAGCUUCGGAUGCGCAGUCUUCUAUCUACAAGAAAGCUGUUAAUGCAACAUAUAUUUCAUCCGUCUUUUUGAAGCAUUUGAUUGAGAAUGGCAAAAGUGACAGCCUCGAGGAGUUGCAUCUAUCUCUGGACGAAAGUGAGCCAGUUCCACAUGGCUUUGUAAUGGAUCAAGACAUCCAGAAUUUUGUCAUGCAUAGUGUGCUGAGCUUCAUUGGAUCAACUAAAGUGAGUCCCAACUCGUAUGUUCUACAUCAGGAACUUCUGAACUUCAUGCUUGUUACAAUGUCGACACAGCUUCGCUCCGUACCAUCAUCUGGACCAAGAUAUGCAAACCCUUUUAUUGAUGCAGCAAUGGCGCAGGAAAAAUCUCUAGUUUGUCUGGCGGUCAGAAGAUUGCUACUUAAUUAUAUAUCCCGACAUGGUACUCCUCCAAAUGCAAAGCCAUAUUUGUAUUCUGAUGGAGAUUCAGCAGGAAUUUUGGAAAGAGUUGGUUCUGCAGCUGCGACAUUUGUGCUCUUGCCUUUGAACUAUCUUGUAAAAAGCAGUGGUGACGGAUCUAAAAGUCCACUAGCUGAGUGCAGUCUUCAUGUUUUGCUUAUCCUCACUAACUACCACAAGGCUGUUAUGAGUGAUGAGUCUAUGACGGAUAAAAGUGAUGACAGUGCUACUUCAGAAUCUAAAGUGCAUGUAUUUUCCUCUGGCAAUACUUUUAGUAAGGCUCUAGGAAAUGCAAGAGAUGUCGAAUUUGACCGCUCAGAUGUGGAGGGAAAUGCCUACCCUGGUCCAGAUGUCCGGAUACCAUUUGCUUCGUUAUUUGAUACUCUUGGCAUGAAUUUGGCUGAUGAGGGUGCUGUCUUGCUCCUCUACUCACUGUUGCAAGGGAACUCCGACUUUAAGGAGUAUGUUUUGGUGCGAACUGAUUUGGAUACUAUGUUGAUGCCCAUUCUGGAAACGUUGUAUAACGCUUCAAGGAGAACAUCAUCCAAUCAAAUAUACAUGAUGCUAAUUGUACUUCUCAUACUGAGUCAGGAUUCAUCUUUCAAUUCAAGCGUUCACAAGAUGAUACUGCCUAACGUUCCAUGGUACAAAGAGCAUCUCCUUCAUCAGACGUCUCUUGGUUCGUUGAUGGUCAUUAUUCUCAUAAGAACAGUGCAGCAUAACCUAUCUAAACUUCGGGAUGUGUAUCUGCAGACUACGUGCCUUGCAACCUUGGCUAACAUGGCACCUCAUGCCCAUCAUUUAAGUGCAUAUGCCUCACAGAGGCUUGUCAGCCUUUUCUACAUGCUUUCUCGAAAGUAUAACAAGUUAUCAGACUUGACAGGUGAGAAGCUGCAAAGUAUCAAAAUAAGCAUGUCAGAAGAGGAUAAUGGCGUUUCAGAAGAUCUGGCAGCAGAGCUUCAGAUCUUUACUGAUUUCCUCAGACUAGUCCUAGAUAUAUUAAAUGCAAUUUUGACAUACGCAUUGCCAAGAAAUCCCGAGAUUGUCUAUGCUGUUAUGCAUCGGCAAGAAGUGUUCCAACCUUUCAAGAACCAUCCGCGUUUCCACGAGUUAGUCGAGAAUAUAUACACAGUGUUAGACUUUUUCAAUAGCCGAAUGGACUCAGAAAGAUCGGAUCGAGAAUGGUCAGUGCAGAAAGUUCUUCAAUUCAUCAUCAACAAUUGCCGGUCUUGGCGAGGGGAAGGCAUGAAGAUGUUUACUCAACUUCACUUCUCAUAUGAACAAGAGAGCCACCCAGAAGAGUUCUUUAUUCCAUACGUUUGGCAACUUGCUUUUUCCCGAAGCGGGUUCAGUUUUAAUCCCGACGCCAUCAACUUAUUCCCAGCGCCACACCAAGUUGAAAAACAGACAGAAGACGGAAGAGGAGAAGAAGUGGAUGUGAAAGAGAAGGUGCAAGAGUUGAGCGAGCAGAGAAUCGUCUUCGAUCCUUAG
Messenger RNA from Microthlaspi erraticum, 2193 nucleotides. The record is from the annotation of a GenBank genome assembly. NCBI's taxonomy places the organism in Eukaryota, Viridiplantae, Streptophyta, Magnoliopsida, Brassicales, Brassicaceae.